Messenger RNA from Protopolystoma xenopodis, 717 nucleotides. The record is from the annotation of a GenBank genome assembly. Lineage: Eukaryota; Metazoa; Platyhelminthes; Monogenea; Polystomatidea; Polystomatidae.
AUGCUUAAGGCCUUUUCUUUUUUUUCUCAGAGUCGAUGUUUCUACCGUCGAUCUACCAUGGAGUUACAGGGCCGAGAGAAUCCCAAAUCUUCAUAUUCCACGAUAUUUCCUCGUGACAAACGGAAAUCGAGCACCUUCUCACUCACCAACCUUGCACCAUUUAUACUCGAUACCCUGCGCCCAACUCUACCGCAAGCUUCAAAUAUGUCUAGCCAAUUUUUCUCACCAUGCAAUACGACGUCUCCUAAUUCUAUCGGACCGGCAUCCACUUCCGAUUCAACCAAAGGACCACGUGAUGCAAAAGAAUGGCUCGACACAGCUGUCCAUUACAGCAUUAACGUAUGUGCAGGCCGAAAUGAGGCAGACAAAAGUCUCGGCAGGUUUAUGGAAUGCGCUAAAGGCAUCAAGACCGCUCUGCACAGCAUACACUUAAGUUUUACUGUUUCACAAAAUCUAGUUAGAAAGCUGCUUGUAAUAAUAGAAUCGCGCUUAGGCGAGAUUUCCAGGGACAUGCAUCUAUCAAAUGGACUAUUGCCCUAUUACGGCAGCCAAGUGCAAUCAAAAAUCUUGAUGGAUAAACUCUGGUUUUUAUCGGAAAUAAUGAAAGUCCUUCGGCAGAAGCUUUUGGUCACACACGCCCUCGGAGACCUAGUUGGAAAGCUGCCAAAGGAGCUAGACAGAGCAAUUGUCGACGUGGAAAACUCGGACUUUAGUUGA